Heterocephalus glaber (naked mole-rat) is the source of this 801-nucleotide messenger RNA. The record is from RefSeq and is a predicted model, not a curated record. NCBI's taxonomy places the organism in Eukaryota, Metazoa, Chordata, Mammalia, Rodentia, Bathyergidae.
AUGUGGGUGAAGAUAGAUCCCAAACGCAAUGGCAAGGAAACUACUGAAUUCAUUCCGCUAGGACUGAUAAGCCAGCCGGAGCUGCAGCCUGUUCUCUUUGUGGUGUUUCUUCUAAUUUACCUCAUCACCCUCACCGGAAACUUUGGGAUGAUUUUUCUGAUCAGACUCACUCCCAGGCUGCAAACCCCCAUGUAUUUUUUUCUCACCCACUUGGCAUGUGUAGAUAUUUUCUAUUCCACUAACUUCUCCCCACAGAUGCUGCUCAAUUUCUUAUCUGAGAGGAAGACCAUCUCCUACACCGGGUGUCUGACCCAGUGUUUUGUGUUUGUGACUCUGAUCCUCACUGAGUAUUACAUGCUCAGUGCCAUGGCCUAUGACAGGUACAUGGCCAUCUGCAACCCCCUCCAUUACAGCAGCAAGAUGUCCAGGCCCAUCUGCCUCUGCCUGGUCACCUUGCCCUACCUCUGGGGCUCCACAGUGGGCACCAUGCAGGUGAUACUGACCUCUCAACUGUCCUUCUGUGGACCCAACACCAUCAACCAUUUCUACUGUGCUGACCCCCCACUCUUAAUGCUGAUGCGUUCCAACACUUACGUAAAGCAAACUGCCCUGUUUGUGUCAGCAGGGCUGAACCUCACAGGUUCCCUGCUCUUCAUCCUCACCUCCUAUGUCUUCAUCUUCAUCACUAUCCUGAGGAUCUGUUCCAGUAAAGGGCAGUGCAAAGCCAUCUCCACCUGUGGCUCUCAUCUGACAGCGGGUUCCAUGUUCUAUGGGCCCCUCUUCUGCAUGUAUCUGAGAUGA